AGUGGACUCGGUGCCGGGAUCGCUAUCCUUCUGGGAAAGCGGGGUGCCAAUGUAGUCGUUAACUAUGUGUCAGCUGGCAGCAAGGAGCGAGCUGAGAAGGUGGUCAAGGAUAUCGAGGCCAACGGCACCAAGGCCAUCCUCUGCCAGGCCGACGUCAGCAAGGUUGAGGAGAUUCCCAAGCUGAUUGAUGCCGCUCUCAAGAUUAGCUCAACUGGCAAGAUUGAGAUUCUCAUUCACAACGCCGCUCAAGGCAACGAGGCCAACUUGGUAGACACUACUGAGGAAUUUUACACACGGCACUUUGAUGCCAACGUCAAGGGCCCCAUUUUCUUGACAAAGGCGGCUGAGCCUCAUCUGCCCAAGGGUGGUCGUAUCGUCUUCAUUUCUUCUGCAGGAGCUCGUCUCGGUGUUGCUGGUCAAACCGUGUACGCAGCCACCAAGGCAGCCGACGAGGCGCUUGUGCGAGUCUGGGCCAAGGAGCUGGGCCAGUCUCACGGCAUCACUGUUAACUGCGUCAACCCAGGCCCCAUUGCCACAGACCAAUGGUUCCAGAGUGAUGAGCAGUUCCUCAAGGACAUGCAGCCUCUGAUUGACUCUACUCCCGCGGCGGCGCGAGUCGGUGAAGUUAGCGACAUUGCGCCUCUUGUUGCUUUCCUCUGCACUGAUGAUGCCAAGUGGACGACGGGCUCGGUCCUGUCGGCCAACGGUGGUCUGUACAACUAG
Messenger RNA from Fusarium vanettenii 77-13-4, 723 nucleotides. RefSeq lists its product as uncharacterized. The annotation marks the transcript as partial. The record is from RefSeq and is a predicted model, not a curated record. NCBI's taxonomy places the organism in Eukaryota, Fungi, Ascomycota, Sordariomycetes, Hypocreales, Nectriaceae. The transcript is spliced from 3 exons. Gene Ontology annotation, molecular function: oxidoreductase activity.